This is a messenger RNA of Fomitiporia mediterranea MF3/22, 2694 nucleotides long. RefSeq names its product ClpX, ATPase regulatory subunit. NCBI's taxonomy places the organism in Eukaryota, Fungi, Basidiomycota, Agaricomycetes, Hymenochaetales, Hymenochaetaceae. The record is from RefSeq and is a predicted model, not a curated record. Gene Ontology annotation, molecular function: ATP hydrolysis activity; ATP binding. Gene Ontology annotation, cellular component: mitochondrial matrix. The transcript has 21 exons. Gene Ontology annotation, biological process: proteolysis; protein catabolic process. The coding region runs from base 88 to 1647 and encodes 519 amino acids.
CGAUGCAUCAGUUGCUGGUCGAGGAUCUGCUUGCCUUUCUUGCUAAUUAUUAUUGAUCACGUGUAGCACUCUCAGCGGCAAUGCACAAUGUACCCUCUGCUGCUACGGACGUCCAUCCGGACGCUUGCACGUCUGGCUCUCUUCUUUAAUACUAUGGCCGGGAGAUUAUGGUUAAAGCGCGCUAAUUCUCGACUUGUCUAUAGCUCUUUCGCCCUUCGUUGUGGUAUACGGACUCAGGCUCAUUAUGGAUCCGAUGUACGAGAAGACUUAGGAGAAACCGCCUCGUUUCCUAGAUCUGCAGCACUGUCGACCCCACGACAGCUUGCUCAGUACCUAGAUGAGUAUGUAGUCGGCCAGGAGAAUGCUAAGAAGGUCUUGUCCGUGGCGGUUUUCAAUCACUACAAUCGAGUGCGCUCGAAUUUGUCCCAGCUACACCCACCGGAACCAGUAACAACAUGGCCUGAUCAAUCGGCCGAAGCUGUAUCGUCUGCUCAAGUCCUCCCGCAUCCAUACCGCUCAUCAACUUCACAUUCUCUUCCAUUAAGGUCAAGAGACUUCCCACCCUUAUUCGAAAAGAGUAACGUACUUAUAAUAGGUCCAACAGGAUCGGGCAAAACUUUGCUUGCAAGAACAUUAGCAAGAGUACUCGAUGUUCCGUUUUCUCAGAGCGAUGCGACCUCCUUCACUCAGGCAGGAUACGUAGGAGAGGACGUGGACAUGUGUAUCCAUCGAUUGCUCAUUUCCGCUGGCUGGGAUGAGCGCCGCGCUGGUACUGGGAUCGUUUACAUCGACGAGAUUGACAAGAUUGCUCGUAGAGCAGGAGGUAUAGAUGGUCAACGUGAUGUUGGGGGAGAGGGUGUCCAACAAGCUCUUUUAAGAGUGAUGGAAGGAACAAAUGUAACGAUACAUGCAAAGCCGCCUGCUUCGGGCUCGGAUCUAGGUCCAAUGGGUGGCGAUAGUCGAUCAAGGUCAGGACAUCGGCCACCCGCACCUGAACCACGAAGCGACACCUACAAUAUAGAUACCACGAACAUUCUAUUCAUUUUCAGCGGAGCGUUUGUCGGUUUAGAUGGAAUUGUGAAGCGAAGAAGUACCAAAGGAUCCAUUGGGUUCACUGCGAGCCUCGCUUCUUCAGAAGACGAUUCAUUAAAUUCCGUCCCCUUCUUUACUCCUAAUCACAAAGCUUCGAAUAAUAUUCUCGAUAUGGUGGAACCAACGGACCUAGUUAAAUACGGAUUUAUACCAGAAUUCAUGGGGAGGUUACCAACAAUCACAUCAUUAGCUCCAUUAACACCUUCAGAUUUCCUCCGAAUAUUAACGGACGUGCGCGGUUCCCUCGUUUCUCAGUACACUGCCCUUUUCGGUUAUUCUGGCGUGGAACUACGAUUCACAACACUCGCCCUCCUGGAAAUAUGUCGACAAGCCGCAGAGCGAGGAGGAGGCGCAAGGGGUUUAAGAGGCAUAAUGGAGAGCCUUCUUAUGGAUGCGAUGUAUGAAGUACCGGGUUCGAAUAUCAAACACGUCUUGAUCAACGAAACCGUCGCCAAAAGGGAGCGGGGUGCAUUGUACUGGGUCCGUGGGGGAGGUGCUGCAUUUUGGUCGGCAUGGGCCGAUGAAGAAGGCCCUUUGGAUAAACAAAGCUCAUAGAGUCUCUCUUCCUUUCCUUCGGACCAUCUUCAUGGUGUAUAAUUAUUAUUCUCGGCGCAUUGUACUGGUAUCCUUACAAUUCAUGAGCCCACAUAUAUUGGAACUAGACCGUGAUCCUUUGACCGAUUGAUGUGUACAAGCGUUUUGACAUGCGUACGUAUCCUCCACUAACGAGAACAGUGAGAUACAAUAGGAAUCUAAUAGUGAUAUGCCAUUACAUCUCUCGCUUUGGACAAGUAAGCGAUACAAUGGACAACUGGCCAACGGUCUAGGCAUCGGUCUUCUCUUCGGGUUUAGGCUCUGCUGCCGGCUCGUCUUCCUUCUCUUCCUCUUUCUUUUCCUCUUCCGCAGCCUCUUCCUUAGCCUCUGAAUCCUUCUUCUCUUCUGUUGGAGUCUUCUCUCCAGAGUUAUCAUUAGCCUUUGUUUCUUCGACAGGUUUCUCAGGCUGUGCCUCAGUAGCGGCAGGUUCGGCAGGUGCUGCAGGUGCUUCUGCAGUUGCAAGAGACACGUUGUUACGCUGUGCAUCUUCAAAGGCUUCUUUGAAGCUGUUAGCAUUUUCAGCAUUGGCAAAUCGGAUAGCUAAGGUUUCUGACGAGGGAGCGCCAUCUGCGUAAUCUGCAGGAACCUUCCAAACCCAUGAUCUAUCCGAGCCAAUAUUAGGUGUGAGACGCAUGUCAGCGGAGAUCAGGUGGUUCGCGCAGACUUUGAGGGUCUUGUCCCGUCGCAUGACAAGUCUGACUUUGCUGGUCUCCUUGUGCUUUAGCAGACGGACGUCACCAGUUCCACGCUCUUUCCAUGCACCGACAGCUUCAGAGUUGUCAAAUCGGAACAAUUUUGCACGUAGUUUGAAAAGCACAUCUUCGUCCUCUUCCAUUGUUUUUGUCUCAACCUGCUCGGUUAGAUGGAUGACGGGUUUGAAAUCGACAUUGGGCUCCUCCUCGACCUUGGCGGCAUCUACAGCGGGAUCCAGAACGGAUGUCAUAACUAUUCAAACGCGAGCACGGGAAGUAAAGAAAAGGUAUGUGUGCGAGGUUGUUGGAGUUGAAA